Molecule: messenger RNA, 9657 nt
Organism: Gadus morhua (Atlantic cod)
Lineage: Eukaryota; Metazoa; Chordata; Actinopteri; Gadiformes; Gadidae
Gene: plxnb2b
Product: plexin b2b
Exons: 37
Coding region: 665-6244 (1859 amino acids)
Biological process (GO): semaphorin-plexin signaling pathway; positive regulation of axonogenesis; regulation of GTPase activity
Cellular component (GO): plasma membrane; semaphorin receptor complex
Molecular function (GO): protein binding; semaphorin receptor activity
Source: RefSeq, a predicted model, not a curated record
UUCCCAUCACUUCCUGUUCCUCAAACGCUACGUCUCUCGUCUGGGCAGAAGGCGGCAGCAGCAGCAGCAGCCUACGCGUAUCCCACAGGUGUGUGUUCCUGACCAAAGCGAGAGCUCCCGAAAAGAUACACACCUGGAAGGAACCAUCAUGUGACCGGCACCUGGGCGUGGAGAAAGUCCUUUGUAUUUCCCUGACUCCUUUUGCGAGUUGCCCGUGUCGUCUUUGAGCAAGGAACUCCCUGUCGGUCGAGCAGUAAUCCUGUUUUCUACGGAAUAGUGCCUUUUUUUUGCAGCCGCCUGUAGACCCGCGAGCAGAAAGAACAUGAGCCUCGGGUUCAUGUGACCGAAGGGACUCCAGGUCUGGACUUCGGAUUUUUGGAACUACUGUUGGUUUCUUCCUCCAAGAGCCGGGCCCUUAAUGAAGCAGAGGGUCAGCGACAGUGUGCGGCUAAUUGGCCAAGUGUGCCCGGGGCUCCGGCUGCCUGCCUUUGAAGUGUCCAGCGAGGCCCCGCCGCGCCAGCCCAACUGUUCCCGCUCCUCCUCCUCCGCCGUCGCCGCCGCCGCCGCCACCACCGCCACGCGGCUCCGUCUCACUCCAGCAGCCCAGACAGCCACAGCACCUCCAGACCUCGCUCCCUAGUGAGUGCCGCUUCCCUUUUCCCCGAUGGCAAGCCGGCUUUCCCUCCUCCUCCCCUUCCUCCUUCCCAUCUGCCUGUCGUUGUCGCGGGGCGAGGAGGAGCUCCAGAAGAUCCCACAGCUGUCCUUCACCACCGAGACGCCAAUCAACAACGUGGUGCAGGACCCGGGCAGCGGGCGCAUCUACCUCGGCGCCGUCAACGCCAUCUUCCAGCUGGGGCCCGCCCUCAACCAGGAGGCGAGGGCCGAGACGGGCCCCAAGCUGGACUCCCGGACCUGCACCCCUCCGCCUUCCGCCUGCCAGGACACCAAACUCAUGCCCAACCUCAACAAGCUGCUGCUGGUCCACCCGGCCAACGGCUCGCUCAUCGUCUGCGGCAGCCGCUACAAGGGCAUCUGCUCGCUGCUCAACCUGACCAACGUGGAGCAGCAGCUGUACUACAGCGACAGCAAGGGCGAGAGGACCUACGUGGCCAGCAUCGAGGACAACGUCAACGUGGUGGGCGUCAUGUCCACGUACCACCUGAGGGACAUCCAGGACGAGUUCAGCGUCUUCGUGGUGGGCAAGGGCUACGGGCGGAUGGACAGCACCAAGCUCAUCAGCACGCGCAUCCUGGAGGACCGGCGCGAGUGGGUGGUGUUCGAGAGCAUCGUGGAGGCCUCGGCCGUGCAGACGGCGCCCUUCGCGCCCAAGCACCAGCACGACUUCCGCCACGCCUUCAAGGACGACGGCUUCGUCUACUUCCUGUUCUCCAGGACCCGAGAUGGGACGGACAACAAGAACCUGACGUAUGUGUCGCGCAUCUGUGAGUCGGACAACAACUACUACUCCCACACGGAGCUGAUGCUGAGCUGCGGCCCGGGGAACCGCUACAACAAGGUUCAGGCCGCGUACGUGGCCAUUCCCGGCAAGGAGCUGGCCCAGAGCUUGACCGAGUCGGGCCAGAGCAGUAAGGUCAACCACAUGGAGAAGGUGCUGUUCAUGGUGGCCAGUUCGCCGGAGGAGGACGGCGACUCCAACUCGGCCCUCUGCAUGUACCCGCUCAAAGCCAUAAACGAGCGUCUGGAGGAUAUCAUCAACGCCUGCUACUUCGACAUGGGGUCCAUCGGCGGGAAGCCAGCGGUGGACAUCCCCUACUUCUCUAAGAGAGAUGAGUUCUGUAAAACCCCGAUUGCCCCGGACACGUUGGUAACCUGUGGCGCAGACUUCUUGCCUUCUCCUCUGGCCAGUAAGCCUGAGUUUGGUCUGAAGGGUCAGCACGUCGAGGUCAGGGGCUUGCUGACCGCCGUGGCCAUCGCCGUGGAAAACGACCACACCAUCGCCUUCUUGGGAAACGACCAGGGAGAGGUCUCCAAGGCCCACCUGAAAGGCACGUCUGAAAUCUUUGGCAAGAUCCCAGGACUAACUGCGGGGGAACGGGUGAACAAGAACCUCUUCUUCGACCACGGAGAGGACUACCUUUACAUCACCACUGAGAAAAAGAUCACCAGGGUGCCGGUGCAGACGUGCAACCUGAAGACGGACUGCAAGUCCUGUAUCGACCUGAAGGACCCCUACUGUGGCUGGUGUGUCCUGGAGGGAAGGUGCACGCGGCGUUCCGAGUGCCGCAGGGCGGAGGAGAAGAACGGCUGGCUCUGGAGCCCCGGGCGGGAGUGUGUGAAGAUCCUCUCCUUCUCCCCCCCCAACCUCUCCUGUCACAAGACUCAGCAGGUGGAGAUCAACAUCCCGUCCCUCCCCACCAUCUCCGCGGCGGAUCGCCUGCGCUGCGUCUUCCAGGAGGACUUCCGGAGCAAGGGCUCAAUGUCAGGGACGGGCCAGGUCAUCUGUAACCUCCCAAACCCCGCGCACAUACCGGCCACGCCCGAAGGCCAAGAUUUCGUAGCUGUGCCGGUCAAGAUCUUCGUCAACGAGACGGUGGAGCUGGCCACCAGAGAGUUCAAAUUCUACAACUGCUCGGCCACCGUGAGGAAAGCUGAAAACACGCCGUGCAUGUCGUGCGUGGCCAGCCCCUGGGGGUGUCAGUGGAACACCCGCGACCACACCUGCAGUGACACCACCGACACCGUGAACGGACCCCACAUCAUCAAACAGCGGAAGGAACCGAGGUGCCCCCGCUUCGAGAACCCGGACCCCGUGCUCAUCCCCGUGGGCUUCCAGACCGCCAUUGGCUUCGAGGGGAUCAACCUCGAGCAGUAUGAGGGAAGAGCCUUUACAAUAGGAACUGAACUGAUGCGUAGCGUGGAGGAAGAGGUCACUUUGGUGGUGGGCCAGUUCUACAACUUCAAUGGCUUUAAGUUUUCCUACGAUAAAUCACAGGAGACCAACGUUCUGUUCUACGUGAAGGACAAGGAGUCCGGGAAAAAGAUAGACAGCACGCUGAACGUGACCCUCUACAACUGCUCCAACGGCCGGCAGGACUGCAGCCUGUGCAAGAACUCGGACCCCAAGUAUAGCUGCUUGUGGUGCGGCCACACCAAGUCGUGCGUCUACAACCAACUCUGCGACCAUGCGUCCCAACAGUGUCCGGAUCCCCUGAUCACCGACAUCAUCCCCCGCUAUGGCCCGAUGCUUGGGGGGAUCUCUGUCACCAUCCUGGGCUCCAACCUGGGCAUCCAGCAGGCGGACAUCAAGAGGAUCAGCGUGGCAGGCGUGCCCUGCAUCCACCAGCCGGACAAGUACUCGGUCUCCACCAGCGUGGUUUGUGAGAUCGGCCGCUUAGACCCCGAGAAGACAUCCUCGGGUCCGGUGGAGGUGGAGGUGGAGGGUGGGAAGAGAGGAACCUCAACCCUUGAAUUCACAUACAGGGACCCUAUUCCCCAGGAAUUCAAUCCCAGCAGGGGUCCCAAGGCAGGAGGCACCCUCAUCACCAUCAAAGGCAUGGCCCUAGACACGGGCAGCCAAGCUGACGUCCACAUCACUGUGGGCACGGUGGAGUGUGUCGUGGAGAAAUUCGGGCCGGAGAUCGCAUGCAGGACCGGAGAGUACCGGGACGACAAGGUCCCCUCAGAUCAACUCCACAUCAGCCUGAAGUACGGCAAGAGAACCACCACCGUCAUAGACAACGCCUUCCAGUACCUGGAGAACCCCAUCCAGGUGGACGUCCACCCCAGGGACAGCUUCAAAUGCGGGGGCAGGAACAUCGCCGUGUCGGGGUCCGGCUUCGACAUCAUCCAGACAGCGGUCAUGAAGGUGAAAUGCCUCAGGGAAGACCUCCUCGCCGAACCCAUCGCUUUCCAGAAGUCCCACAAGAAGAACGACACGGUGAUCGAAUUCCUGUCGCCCACGGUGAACUGCUCCUACGAGGGCCAGCAGCUGAAGGUCUACGUCCAGCUGGACAACUUCGAGAAGGAGCUGAAGUCCUUCGACUACCACCCCGACCCCACCUUCAACGAACUGCCCAAUAAAGUCAUCACCGAGGCCAGCAUCAUCAUCGUCACCGGUCAAGGCUUCUCCAAGGCCAUGACCUCCAAGGAGGCCCAGGCGUACCUGGGCGACGUCCCCUGUCUGGUCAACACCCUCCAGGACGACAAGCUGUUCCUAGACCCCCCCUCCACGCAGCCCCGGGCCCGCUCCAAGCGCCACCGGAGGGACACCAGGUCUGAGCCCCUGGACCUGCUGAUCAUGUUUGGAAAGGGGGAGUGGGUGGUGGGCUCGGUGCAGUACGAGAGGAAGUACGAGGUGCCGCUCCCCAUCAUCAUCUCCGCCGUGAUCGUGCCCAUGCUACUCAUCAUCGGCGUCUCCAUCUUCUGCUACAGGAGGAAGAGCGAGCAGGCGGAGCGGGAGUACGAGAAGGUCAAACACCAGCUGGAGAACCUGGAGGAGAGUGUGAGGGACCGCUGCAAGAAGGAGUUCACAGACCUGAUGAUCGAGAUGGAGGACCACACCAACGACGUCAGCGAGGGCCGCAUGCCCUUCCUGGACUACAAGACGUACACGGACCGCGUGUUCUUCCUGCCCUCCAAGGACGGCGCCAACGACGUCAUGAUCACGGGCAAGCUGGACAUCCCCGAGGCGCGUCGCGCCACCGUCACCCAGGCCCUCAACCAGUUCUCCAACCUGCUCAACUCCAAGACCUUCCUCAUCACCUUCAUCCACACACUGGAGGGUCGUCCGGAGUUCAACGCGCGUGCUAAGGUGUACUUUGCGUCGCUGCUGACGGUGGCGCUGCACGGCAAGCUGGAGUACUACACGGACAUCAUGAGGUCCCUGCUGCUGGACCUGAUGGAGAGCUACGUCCACAGCAAGAACCCCAAGCUCAUGCUCCGCAGGUCCGAGACAGUGGUGGAGAGGAUGCUGUGCAACUGGAUGUCAAUCUGUCUCUAUCAGUUUCUGAGGGACUCGGCGGGCGAGCCCCUUUACAAACUGUUCCGAGCCAUCAAGCACCAGAUCGAGAAAGGGCCGGUCGACGCCAAGCUGAAGAAAGCCAAGUACACACUCAACGACACACGCCUGCUGGGGGACGACGUGGAGUACUGUGUGCUGAACCUUCAGGUGCUGGUGCAAAGCGAGGGCCCGGACGUGACGCCGGUGAAGGUGCUGAACUGCGACACCAUCUCCCAGGUGAAGGAGAAGAUCAUAGAGCAGGUGUACCGCAACCAGCCCUACACACUGCGGCCCAAGGUGGACAGCGUCACGCUGGAGUGGCGCCCCGGCUCCACCGGGCAGAUCCUGUCAGACCUGGACCUCACCUCCCAGAAGGAGGGCCGCUGGAAACGCAUCAACACACUGGCACACUACAACGUGAGAGACAACGCCACCGUGGUCCUCUCCAGAGUGAAGCACACCCAGUAUAACUACGACCAGAACCAGGAGAGCCAAGAGGAGAGGAACGCCCUGCUGGAGGACGACAAGGUGUUCCACCUUGUGAGACCCAUGGAAGAGCUGGACGAGAUCAAGUCGAAGCGGGGCAGCCUCAAGGACAAGUCCAUGACCAAAGCCAUCACUGAGAUCUACCUGACGCGCCUGCUCUCGGUCAAGGGAACUCUCCAGCAGUUUGUGGACGACUUCUUCCGGAGUGUUCUGUGCUCCGGGGCAGUGGUGCCGCCCGCCAUCAAGUACUUCUUUGACUUCCUGGACGAGCAGGCGCUGAAACACGACAAUGUGGACGAGGAGACGGUCCACAUCUGGAAGACCAACAGCCUCCCUCUGCGGUUCUGGGUGAACAUCCUCAAGAAUCCCCACUUCAUCUUCGACGUGCACGUGAGCGAGAUGGUGGACUCCUCGCUGUCGGUCGUGGCCCAGACCUUCAUGGACGCCUGCACCAAAAGCGAGCACAAGCUCAGCCGGGACUCGCCGAGUAAUAAACUACUCUAUGCAAAGGAGAUUUCCACUUAUAAGAAGAUGGUGGAUGACUAUUACAAGGGCAUCAGGCAGAUGGUAUCUGUCAGCGACCAGGACAUGAACACUCAUCUGGCCGAAGUGUCUCGGACUCACACAGACAAACUGAACACAGAAGUGGCCCUGCAUCAGCUCUACCAGUAUGCCAGCAAAUACUAUGAUCUGAUCAUCGCUGCCCUGGAGGAUGACCCCGUCGCCCAGAGCAAACACUUGACCCUGCGUCUUCAGCAGAUCGCUGCGGCUCUGGAGCAUAAAUCCACCGACCUUUAACCCCCCCCCCCCCAAGGGAUGGAAGGGCGGACGGAUGGACAGACGGAGAGAAAAAAAAUAAGGGCCGAAAGAAGGACGCGAGCGAAGAGGGAGGGAGGGAGGGAAGGGAGGAUGCCAGUGUGUCCACAGUGGCUUAGGGAUGGAUUCCUCGGAAGGAAACAAGGAGGAAAGGAGGCAAGGAGGCGAGAUGAGGGGCCGAACCAUGCGAGCGUCUCUGCUGUAGGACCUCAAUGGGACUGACGCGGUACCGAUGUAGAGCGGGAGAGGGAGGAGGAGGAGGAGACGACAGCGUUGUGCUCUCCUAGCUAUGCCUUAAAGCUCACCUGCCAACCUCUAAGGUCCACAUGCGCCCAACCCCCCCAACCCAGAAUGCAGUGCAGGAGCUGGCGUGGGAGAGUAAGGCCCCUGGCGCUGGAGAUAAUCAGACCCUCCGUCCCGUAUAGAAGAGGUUCCAGGAGGAGUUGAUGGAUAAUAUAUAUAUUUUUUAAUUGUGUGUGCGUUCUUAUGCGGAUAGCUUUAUAAGGAGAUGAUUAUCUUUUUAAACGGAUCGCCUUGUGGUGCAAAGUGUUUCUAUAUGCCUGUGUGUGCGUGCGUGCGUGUCUGUGUACAGCGUGUACGAUAUGUGAACAGGAGCGGGUGUGCCUACCUGUGCGUUAGUCUGUGUGUGCGUGUGUGUCGGUCCGCUGUUAAGCAUGGGGGGUUAUAGGGAAGCCCCUUGUUCUAUCGGUUUGAACCCCCCCCUGACCCCCGGAUGAGAGCCUGAGCUCUCCCUGUAUCAUUUCACCAGAAGAGACCAAAGGUUCUGCUGGUGGGGGGGGGGGGGGGGGGGGGGGUGCUGGCUCAUCUUCUCAAAUCAUAGGUGUCCCAGCGACACGGCGCCGAGACGUGUUCCAUUUCUGUCGUCGACGGUUCUUAGGCUCACUGUCGUCGCUUCGAGCUCGAUUGCCGUUUUUUGUUGUGCUUGUUGAAAUCGAUAAAUAGCACAGUCAGUUUCCCUUUAUUGUAAAAAUGCCACGACACAUUCCACUCAGAGUAAAGCACAGAGUAAAUGAAAACUUUUUUUUUUUUUAGGGAUCAUUUGAAAAUUGCUUAUGAAUGAUAAAGCGUUCGAGCUUGCUUGUGUAAGCGGACGAUUGAUAACAUUCAAUUACAGAGCCGGUGACUUAAUAUUAGCCCUGCAAUAAUGUCAAUGUAAAAUAAUUCACAACACUGUAGACGGUACAAGAGGCAAAACAGUUAUUAUGGUAUCAAUGCAGCAAUACAUGUGGAAACUGUCCAGCUGAUUCGUUUAUGGAAAGCGUAGUGUUACCGUUGUAAUGCGUUUAUAAGUGGUGCCAUUUUUAUAGUAUUAGCAUUUUACCAAUUUCAAUAGUCGCGCUACAUUUCUGCCUCCUUUGUUGAUAAUGCUGAUGUUAAUGCUUUUGUGAAAGGAUAUUCGAGAGUUCUAUGGUACGUUUUUGAAGAAGUGAUAUUUGUUUUAGCUUUGGUGUGAUGUCAUGGGGCUCAGGUGAAAGUAUCUACAUACAUGAUUGUAGGAAUCGUUGGAGGGUUCAUGUGUAAACGUUAGAGUCCAAAUAGGAUGGUUGCUAUUACUUUCGUCCUUGUAUACUUUAUUCAUGCUGAAAAAAGAAAGAACUGAUAAAUAUAUACAUAUAUAUAUAUGAAUUAGGGUUUGCCUUGAAUAUUCAGUUGGCAGAUUGGUACUCGGACAUUACCCCAUAAGAUAUGUUCUUCAGUUUUAAUAGGAGCAAAACUAGAUGCCUAAGAAAUCUGAGAACAUUUAAAUCAAAAUCACACCAAUAGGGAAAGAAGAGGGUCUCGAGAUGACAACGGACAUGCUCUUAUUACGGGGGUUUGUCAUGUUAAAUCGACGGAGCCCAUCACCAUGAGUCUAUUUAUUGAGCAGUAUAAACGCUGCCUCGGGCCACACUUCAUGUUUAUUGGCUCAUUUAUUAAAAGAGAAAGCUCUGCUGUUUGUUCAUGAACUGCGGCGAAGAUUAAAAGCAUUUCGGCAUACGGCCCUGAUUUAUUUCUAGGUUUUUCUAACAGUCAACUGAUAGCGACCACGUAUGGUAACGGAGCCCAAAGAGCUCUCCAGACCCCAGAAUGUGAGCGAUUCCUGCCUUAGCUGGUGUAAGUGUGUAUUAUUUUGCACAGGGCCCAAGCAUGCCUGCCUGCCUGCCUGCCUGUCUGUCUACCCUGAAGGCCCUGCUCAAACACAGCAGGGGGUCCUGGCAUUCUGACCCACAGCACUCGGGGCUGGUCACUCAGAACGGCGCAGAGCAACACUCCAUAUAAGUGAAGCAGCAGGGAAAGGGGGGUGGGGUUGGGGGGGGGGGCAAUGCUUUUGAUCUUGACCGCUGCAAUCCAUCCCUAUCGCCGCUUACCGCCGGUGUCCUCUCGACGAAGAGAGUGAUGCAAGACGCUUUUUUCGAAGCCCUUUUUCCUUAACCAAAAAUGUGCCUUACCGAUAGGACGACGCGUAGAUAUAUAGAUGUGUCCUUUCUAAAAUUCUAUCGAUAACUUAAAAGUGAUUUAUGAUUCUAGUGCUAUAGACACAGCAAUGUAUUUGGAAUUGUGAUUUUUUGUGUGCUGUCAAGAAAAGAAAAAAAUAUAUAAAGCUAAUCACCCUGCUGCAGCCAUGUGCGUGCCAAUAGGCUGAAGACAUUGUUUUAUUUUAUGUGCACUUUUCCUUUUUGGGUGUCUGUGGUGUGUGUGUGUGUGUGUGUGUGUGUGUGUGUGUGUGUGUGUGUGCUUAGUAGGCCUUCUGUGACUAUGGCCCAAGCGAAUAAAUGUAAAGCAAUGUCCAUCCCCAAAUUCCCAUUCAAAUGGUUGGAACCCUAAAAAUUCGCCUCAAGUCAAAAAGGAUAAUUGUGUGUAGAUCGAUUAUAGCUCAAAACUGUUGCAAUGGUGUUUUUCCUUCUUUUGCUGUGUGUUUCUACCGUGUGUAUGAUUAAUGACUAUCUAUACUCGACAAAAGAGCUUUCUUACUGCUGUGCAGUUAUUUUUGUUUCCUAUAACAUAUAUACCUUUGUAAAAACAUGUUGAAAUACUGUACUCUUCACUGUAUAAUCCUAUGCAUUGAGUCCUGGGGCGUGGGGGGAGGGGGGAAUUAAGUUUAUUUGUGCAGUUGUCGAGACAUUUUCUCCUCUCCCUUCCAUUUUGAAAACUUGUGAAAGUGCCGUGGUGAUAAAAACUAAACUGGAACGGUCUCAUUUUCAACGCUGGCGAAAGCAAUGUCCCUUUCAACCCGAGGCAGCUCACAAGCCAAUCUUGAUCUGUUUCGUAGUGGAUGAACUCACUCCUCCAAAGUUUAUGUGCGUGCGUGUGCGUCUGUGUGUGUGUGGAUGGAGCAUUUACACAUGGGUUUCAUCACCCACGCCACCGUGAAUAAAUUUCUCAGAGAUGUCUAA